Molecule: messenger RNA, 1634 nt
Organism: Corythoichthys intestinalis (scribbled pipefish)
Lineage: Eukaryota; Metazoa; Chordata; Actinopteri; Syngnathiformes; Syngnathidae
Gene: tnnt1
Product: troponin T type 1 (skeletal, slow)
Exons: 13
Coding region: 646-1491 (281 amino acids)
Biological process (GO): slow-twitch skeletal muscle fiber contraction; regulation of muscle contraction; sarcomere organization
Cellular component (GO): troponin complex
Molecular function (GO): troponin T binding; tropomyosin binding
Source: RefSeq, a predicted model, not a curated record
AUGGUAUUAUUUCUUACAAUGCAGUGGAGUUCAACACGCAUUUGCCCUUUCAAAAGUGUUCCAUCAUAAACAGCCUUGAGAAUUUAGAACUAGAGAGAAUGGUGUGGCCUGUUAGCUACGCAGCGGAACUUGGCUUUGCUGCUCUUGUUUGACUGACUAACACAACCACGUUUUCUAAGUGGCUCUCUAGUUAAAAAUAUAUAACAGCAGGUCCACUAAAAGCUUUUGCACACACUGUAAAUUAUGAAUAUAAAUAGCUAUACUGCCAUGCAUAAAUGUCUUUCUGCCAGCUUUGUCUCCUGCCCCACCCUUUCCAUCUCCCAAUUUCAUUUAGUCAUUCCUGCUCCACCUGUCCUGUGAGGUCAGCCCACUGUUCCCCUUAAUCCCUUGGGGUGCUCAUUUUGCGACCACCUAAUCCACCAGUGGCUGCCGGCCCGAACCACACUCACACCUGCAGGUUUGCACAUGCGCUUCCAGCUAUUUUUGAACUGCAUAUUCAAAUACCCCAUCAUACUUGAAUGCAUGUACACCUAGUCAUCCAUCGAGGAGACACAUUGUUUCCACCUUGCUAUAAAACUCCCCUACUUUGUACAGUAGGCACACUUCUGCUUGUGUGUGGAGCUGAUCCCGCAUCUUCAUACAGCCAUGUCUGACAUAGAAGAGGAAUAUGAAGAGCAGGAAGAGGAGGAGGUAGAGGAGGAGGAACAGCUACAUCAACAGGUGGAAGAGGAGGAGGAAUAUGAGGAACAACCUGUACAUGAGGAGGAGGAGGAAGAAGAGGAAGAGCAGCAGGUGUACGAGGAUGAAACAGAAGAGGAACGUCCCAAACCAAAGCCACUGAUACCUCAAAUUGCUCCACCAAAGAUUCCCGAAGGAGAUAGGGUCGAUUUUGAUGACAUUCACAGAAAGCGAAUGGAGAAAGACAUGCUGGAGCUGCACACGCUGAUUGACGUCCACUUUGAACAGAGGAAGAAGGAUGAGGAGGAGCUUAUUGGACUCAAGGACCGAAUUGAGCGUCGUCGGUCAGAGCGUGCAGAAAUUCAAAGAGUCCGAGCUGAGAAGGAGAAGGACCGACAGAACAGGAUUGCGGAGGAGCGUCAGAGGAAAGAAGAGGAAGAAGCCAAGAAAAAGGCCGAUGAUGAAGCCAAGAAGAAGAAAGUACUAUCUGGCAUGGGUGCCAACUUUGGAGGCUUCCUGGCCAAGGCUGAGUCGAGGAAAGGCAAGCGUAUGACUGGAAGGGAGGUCAAGAAGAAGACACUGGCAGACAGACGUCAACCACUUGGCAUCGAAAGUAUGAGAGAAGACUCCCUCAGACAACGAGCUCAGGAGUUGUGGAACUGGAUCUACCAGCUGGAGUCUGAAAAAUUUGACCACAUGGAGCAUAUGAAGCACCAAAAAUAUGAGAUCAUUGUGCUGCUGAACCGAAUCCAACACGCUCAGAAAUUUAAAAAGGGGCACGGCAAAGGGAAAGUGGGUGGCCGCUGGAAGUAAAAAUGCGAAAGGAAGAAUCAUGAAUCGAAACUCAAGUAUUAACAAGAGAAGAACAGGAACAGGACUCCUCAACCUGUAGGAGCUACAGUAUUUGGCUUUUCUGUGCGUGAGACUAAUUGUUUGUUGAUAAUGUGUAAUAAUAA